AUGGUUUCGUUGGCCUACUUGAUCACCCUUCUGUCCCUCCUCGUCGCCGUUUCUCACGCAGAGGAGGUCGCUGCCGGCAAGACUGAGGACGUCGACCCCAAAUACUUCCGAUACGGAUCGAGGUACGGAGGAUUCGGCGGGGGAUUCUACAACAACUUCGGAUCUCUGAACAGUUGGGGAUGUGGCUGGGGAAGUGGCUUGAUGCUCAACUCAUGGAACACCCCAUGGAUCAACAGUGCGUUCAAUUACUUUCCCAACGGCAACUGCUUUGGAGGCGGCUGGCUCCUCCGCGGACCCGGCAUGUACUUUGUCAAGGCCACUGAGGAAGGUCACAGUGUUGCCCGACGAGCUCUCCCCGUUGGUGCUGAACAACUCGUCCGUCGAGAGGCCGGUGUGACUUGCAUUAGCAACAAGGGUGUUUCCAGCACUUUCUCCCCUGAUGAAUGUAUCAAGGCCGCUCAUCAGUUGGCUGAGAAGAAGACCAGCAGCACUACCCACGGAGGCUGCACCUUGACUCUUGUUACCAAGAAUGACAAAGUCGCCCCAAGCCAAUCCUCGAGCCAGAUCCUCGAGAAGGCCGUCAACAGUAUUUUGGGCGCUUGCGGAAAAUCUCCCAAUACCCAGGGCCAGAACAAGAACGCUCGCCGCGCCGCUGCCGCUGGUCAAGAAGACGACACCCGCGUUGCCCUCCUCCUUUCCAAGCCUAACUGA
This is a messenger RNA of Puccinia graminis f. sp. tritici CRL 75-36-700-3, 711 nucleotides long. RefSeq lists its product as uncharacterized. The coding region runs from base 1 to 711 and encodes 236 amino acids. The transcript is spliced from 4 exons. Lineage: Eukaryota; Fungi; Basidiomycota; Pucciniomycetes; Pucciniales; Pucciniaceae. The record is from RefSeq and is a predicted model, not a curated record.